Molecule: messenger RNA, 948 nt
Organism: Pelobates fuscus (common spadefoot toad)
Lineage: Eukaryota; Metazoa; Chordata; Amphibia; Anura; Pelobatidae
Product: olfactory receptor 5AR1-like
Exons: 1
Coding region: 1-948 (315 amino acids)
Biological process (GO): G protein-coupled receptor signaling pathway
Cellular component (GO): membrane
Molecular function (GO): olfactory receptor activity; G protein-coupled receptor activity; odorant binding
Source: RefSeq, a predicted model, not a curated record
AUGACAGAGCCAAACCAGACUGUGUUGACCUAUUUCAUCAUUAAGGGGAUCUCGGAUAUACCUCAGCUCCAGGUUCUGAUCUUCCUUUUGGUUCUGCUGAUUUAUCUCAUCACACUUGGUGGUAACACAGCCAUUCUUCUGCUCGUCUGCUGGGAUUCACAUCUUCACACUCCUAUGUACUUUUUCCUAUGUAACCUCUCCGUCCUUGACGUGUCUGCCAUUAACGUCACUCUUCAUAAGAUCUUUGCUAUAUUUAUAUCGGGCGAUAAAACAGUUUCCUUCUUGGCUUGCAUGGUCCAGGUGUGUAUAUUUUUAUGGUUGUCUGGAAACGAGUUGCUGUUACUGACAGCGAUGAGUUAUGAUCGGUACGUGGCCAUCUGUGACCCACUGAGAUAUCGUACGGUUAUGAACCUUAAAGUUUGUUGUCUAUUGGCCUUGUUCUGUUGGUUGUGGAGUCUCGUGCAGAUUCUUCCACCUGUUUUCAUACUAGCAAGCUUUUCCUGUUACUCGUCAAUUGAAAUCAAUCACUUCUUUUGUGACAUUGCUCCAUUAAUGAAACUUUCCUGCAGUGAUACCUCCAGUUUAGAGCUGGUGAUAUUGACAGAAGGUGUCCUCCUAUCAACUUUCACUCCUUUUGUUCUCACGUUCACCUCCUAUGUUUUCAUUAUUAUCACCAUUAUGAGAAUAAAGACCAACACUGGGAGACGCAAAGCCUUCUACACAUGCUCUUCGCACCUUACAAUUGUCAUCAUUCUGUACGUUAUUCUUGUUUGUCAGUACAUGGUACCAACAUCAGCAAGCAUGUUGAACUAUAAUAAGCUUUUCUCUAUGUUUAACACAGCUGCCGUUCCCAUGCUAAACCCACUGAUUUAUAGCUUAAAAAAUAAAGAUGUACAGGCCUCUGCCAGACGUAUGCUGAGAUAUUGUCAUGUGGCUCUAAUGUAUUGA